Saccharomyces paradoxus is the source of this 1896-nucleotide messenger RNA. RefSeq names its product putative ubiquitin-protein ligase ASI1 (gene ASI1). Gene Ontology annotation, molecular function: ubiquitin protein ligase activity. Lineage: Eukaryota; Fungi; Ascomycota; Saccharomycetes; Saccharomycetales; Saccharomycetaceae. Gene Ontology annotation, biological process: protein ubiquitination; ubiquitin-dependent protein catabolic process. The record is from RefSeq and is a predicted model, not a curated record. Bases 1 to 1896 code for a protein of 631 amino acids. The transcript has a single exon.
AUGAACUCUAUGAACUCUUCGACUUCUUCUGAAAACGUGUUUAUAAAUUCAUUCAGCUAUUUGAAUCAGACAUCACAAGGUGUAAUCCCAGGCAACUCCACCUUCGCAAAUGUUAUCAACUUUCCUUAUAGAUUAGGACUAUCCUUUGUGGGAGCUGUAAACUUGCAGUACCAGCAAACCGUUAAAUCUGAAGAAAUCCCCCCAACGCUGAGGUCUGUUUUUGAUACAAUAGGGUUCUUUUUCAGCCCAUACGCCGUAUUUUGCUUCGUAAUCGCAAUCGUGCUGAACCGAUUCGUCGUAUUUUACUCCGUCCUCAACAACGGUGCCAGGCGUACGUUACCAUUAUGGUUGAGCAAUAUUUUCCAUAUAUCAGCAGUAGUUGUGUUGAUAGCAGUAUCAUUAGGUCCACUAGUCUUGGGAAAAGAUUUCAAAAUAUUAAGCAACCCUGUUUUUGCCCAAGAAAAAAUUUUACUGAAUAUAUUCUACACUUUUGCUUACUCUUAUUGCGUGGAAACCAUAUUUACCAUCAUGCGUAAUUCCAGUCCUUUGGAAGGUACUGACUAUUCUUUGUUUGAACUUUCAAUUCAGUUUUAUACAAUGACUAAUAAUGAUACUAAACUUAUCGAUUCUGCCGAUUACACCGUAGAUUGUUCGAUGGCUAUUCUGAGCAGGAUAUUGAUUCACUUAGUGGAAAUUUUUAGGCUUAGAAAUUAUCGUCUAAUUUUCAGUACCAUUAUGAACCUCUGUCAUAUUUGUUACUUAGGGAUAAGAGUUAAGAAGGGCGGCUGGAAAAGCCUUCCAUUUUCAGUGAAAUUUAGACACUUCCCAAAACUAUUCUCAGUCUCUAUUAUCUGCAUAUCAUUAUUGAUUUUUGAAUUGUCAUGUUUGAUUAGGUGGAAUCCAUUUGCGAAGUCUCGUAACUCUUGCGAGCUUUUACAGUUUUACCCCCUCAGUAGAAAUUGGAAAAAGUAUUUAAAUUACACAGGAGAAGAAGAUUUUUCUGCUAUGGCCACCAAGUUCGCACUAUUAUUAUGCUCAGGAACUGAACUAAUGGAGAAGGGCAUACGCAGAGAAUUUCCGGCUAUUAAUAUUCCAGAUAAUGUCAAUGAAAGAUUCUUCAUUAGCGGCUAUUUGAACGAACUUGCUAAACCAUGCAAAGAGGAUACAUCCAUUAAUUGCCCAAAAUACCAUUCAUCAAUAUCAAGGCGAAGGUAUUUUUUGAUGCUACCAAAUUUUAUAAUAUGCAUUAUAAAGAAGCUUGUAGGCCAAGUAUUCUUUGCCUUCAGGGAUAACAAAAACGAUGAAAUUCCUGACAACGAGCCAUCAAAAAUUUUGAGGAUAGCUGAAAUGAACCCUCUGAAUAAUAGUGAGCCUAAUAGUGCCGAUCACAAAGAAGGUAUUGAACUUGAACUAUUGAAUACAUCCGAUGAUGACUAUUCUGAAGACUACGAACCUUCUGAAGUUGAGUCACUUAGGGAUUCUGAUGAGGAGGAUCUGGAAGAAGAUUCACUAAUUUUUAACGAAACUCGGGAUGCCCUACUGGAUUUAUUUUCUUCCAAAGAUACUGAAAUCCGUACUGAUUAUAACUGGGUCAUUUCAACUAGCCACAUACUCCAGCAAAAACUAUUUUCGAAUAAAAUUUUAACGAGGGCAUCUGUCUUAGAUACCACAUCAAAUGAAGUGAAUGAGUCCUUUGGUGCAGAACGUGAUUUUGAUUUAUCUUGCGCAGUAUGCAAAGUCAAUGAAAGAAAUACAGUAUUAUGGCCCUGCCGAUGUUUUGCCCUUUGCGAGGAUUGUAGAAUUUCUUUGGGCUUACGCGGGUUCAGCACUUGUGUGUGUUGUAGGAGUAAAGUUCACGGGUACUGUAAGGUUCAUCCAAUUUCAGGUAGUAAAUAA